CUGAUGACACGGGUGAUUCUUUUGUGUGCCGAGCCCCUCCACGCUCCCCUUGCCAGGGUAUAAAAGCUUGGGCGCUAGGCAGAGGGGGCCAGCACGAGCCAGCCAACCCGCACGGCACUGCAAGCUGUACUCACCUCACGCAGACUCUUCUGAACCUUCGCCAUGUCUCAGACAGCCAAGUCCGCUGCCAGCCAGGGCACCGAUGCCAAGGACAAGGGCACCCCCGCCCCUGCUGCCACCAGCAAGGCCACCAAGACCGGGGACCCCAGCAUGGGUAACUUCAGAAUCAUGCUGUUCGAUCAGGAGAACUUUCAGGGCAGGAUGGUGGAGAUCCAGAACGAGUGCGUGAACAUGUGCGACCGUGGCCUGGACAGAGUGCGCAGUCUGCGCGUAGAGUGCGGCCCCUGGGUUGGCUUUGAGCAGACUAAUUUCCGUGGCGAGAUGUUCAUCCUGGAGAAGGGAGAGUAUCCUCGCUGGGACACCUGGUCCAACAGCUAUCGCAGUGACUGCAUCAUGUCCUUCAGGCCUAUCCGCAUGGACAGCCAGGAGCACAAGAUCUGUCUCUUCGAGUUGUCUGACUUCAAGGGCAACAAGAUGGAGAUCCAGGAGGAUGACGUGCCCACCCUCUGGGCACACGGCUUCUGCGACAGGGUGGGCAGCGUGAGGGUCACCGGAGGAGUGUGGGUUGGCUACCAGUACCCUGGCUACAGAGGCUACCAGUAUCUGUUUGAGUGUGGCGACUACAGACACUACAACGAAUUUUGUGCCAUCCAGCCCCAGAUUCAGUCCAUGCGACGUGUGAGGGACAUGCAGUUCCACCAGCGCGGGUGCUUUAACUUUACCACUGCCAGCAAGUGAGGUCCCCCUGCUGGCAACCUCCAGCACUGCACCAAGCUCAGGGGCUGUUUUAUCCCCUGCUCCCUCUCUCCCUCCCCAACACAUCCCCUCUGACUUCAACCUGAAAAAAGAGAUAUAAAUAUGACAGCAUCGUAACGGACAUCUACCUAACUUUUUAUGAUGCCAUUAAUAAACAUGUUUUGGAGAACGGA
This is a messenger RNA of Anguilla rostrata (American eel), 1049 nucleotides long. It is a transcript of the gene crybb1, whose product is annotated as crystallin, beta B1. Gene Ontology annotation, biological process: lens development in camera-type eye; visual perception. The coding region runs from base 163 to 858 and encodes 231 amino acids. The record is from RefSeq and is a predicted model, not a curated record. NCBI's taxonomy places the organism in Eukaryota, Metazoa, Chordata, Actinopteri, Anguilliformes, Anguillidae. The transcript is spliced from 6 exons. Gene Ontology annotation, molecular function: structural constituent of eye lens.